AUGUCUGGGAAAUCUUUUGUUCGAAAAACAAGUCUAAACAUCCACAGGAAAAUUCACAUGGAAAUAAAACCUUAUAAAUGCUUAGAGUGUGGAAAAUGUUUCACUCGCAGUUCAUCACUUUGCAAACAUCAUGAAACACACACAGAGGAGGAAAGCAGAACGUGCCUAGAAUGUGGGAAAUGUUUUUCCAGCAAAUCAUGUCUGGAAUGUGGGAAAUGUUUUUCCAAUAAAUCACACCUGCAGCAACACCAGAGAAUCCACACUGGGGAAAGACCCCAUGAAUGCCCAGAAUGUGAGAAACGAUUUGGGAGUUCUUCCACACUUUGGAGACACCAAAAGACGCACACGGGAGAAAAACCCUAUAAAUGUAACGAUUGUGAGAAAUGUUUUGCUCUAAAGGGAACUCUUUUUCGACAUCAGAUAAUCCACACAGGGGAGAAACCCUAUCAUUGCAUCCAGUGUGGAAAAUAUUUUUGUUUGAUAUCAACCCUCAGAGAUCAUGAGAAAAUCCACAGAGGGGAAAAAAAAUUCAAAUGUUUAGACUGUGGUAGAGCAUUUAUUUAUUCAUCUCAUCUUAGACGUCACUGGCAAGUUCAUAUAGGAGAGAAGCCGCAUAAAUGCUCGGAGUGCGAUAAAUGUUUUUCUCACAAAAAUAGCCUUUUGAUACAUCAGAGAAUCCACAGUGGAGAGAAACCAUAUAAAUGUCCGGAGUGUGGGAAAUGUUUCUCCCUAAGGUCACACCUAAUUCGACAUGAGAGACUUCACACCGGAGACAGGCCCUAUCAAUGCCCAGAAUGUGACAAGCGAUUUGUGGAGUCUGCUGAACUCCGGAGACACCAGAGGGGGCACACAGGAGAGAAGCCCUAUAAAUGUGGGGAUUGUGCGAAAGGUUUUCUCACAGUAGCACUGCUUCAGGUUCAUGAGAGAACCCACACAGGGGAGAAGCCGUACACAAGCAGCACUCUGAAAAACCACAAGAGAACCCAUGAAUGCUCCGAGUGUGGCAAAUCCUUUGCUCGCCGGUCCCUCCUUUUGACCCACAGGAAGGUCCAUGUGGGAAGCGGAUCCAGUGAAAGAUUGGAGGGUGAGAAAUCCCUUUUUGGAAAAGGUGCCAAAGAUCUCAGAAGCCCCCCCAGAUUAAAACCCCAUAAAUGUGAGGAAUGUGAUUUAUGCUUUGGUCAAAAGUCAAACCUUCUUAGACAUCAGAAAAUCCACACUGGAGAGAAACCGUAUCAAUGUCUGGAAUGUGGGAAAUUUUUCAGUGAAAAAGCCACCCUCAGAAACCACGAGAGGGUUCACACAAGGGAGAAGCCUUACAAGUGCUGGGAAUGUGGGAAGACCUUUUCACAGAGCGCACAUCUUUGGAUCCAUGAGAAGGUUCACGUAGGAAUAAAAUCUUACAAAUGCUUUGAGUGUGGGAAAUGUUUCACCCUGAGUUCAUCUCUUUGGAGUCAUGAGAAAACACACAGAGGGGAGAAAAACGAAAAGUGCCUCGAAUGUGGGAAAUGUUUCACCUUGAAAUCAAACCUGGUGCGACAUCAGAGUCUUCACACUGUAGAGAAACCUUAUGAAUGUCGGGAGUGUGGGAAAAGUUUUUUUGCACAAAGUGAGGUUCAGGUUCAUGAGAGAAUUCACACAGGGGAAAAACCGUACAAAUGUGGGGAAUGUGGGAAAUGCUUUACCCAGAAACAGCACCUUGGAAGGCAUCUGAGGGUUCACACAGGAGAGAAGCCAUACAAAUGCCCAGAGUGUGGAAAAUCUUUUGCUUAUAAGGAUGUACUUUGGAGACAUCAGAAAAUCCACACAGGGGAGAAGCCCUAUCAAUGCAACGAGUGUGGAAGUUUUUAUCGUACCACAGCAACCCUCUGGAGUCAUAUGAAAAUUCACACAGGCGAAAAAAACUACAAAUGUUUAGACUGUGGGAGAGCAUUUGCUAAACCAUAUAACCUUAGAUGUCACAGCCAAAUCCACAUAGGAGAGAAGCCCCAUAAAUGCUCGGAGUGCGAUAAAUGUUUUACUAAAAAAAGGACUCUCUUGAAACAUCAGAAAAUCCACACUGGAGAGAAACCUUAUCAAUGUCUGGAAUGUGGGAAAUUUUUCCGUGAAAAAGCCUGUCUCAGAGACCACGAGAGAAUUCACACAGGGGAGAAACCUUACGAGUGUUGGGAAUGUGGGAAGAGCUUUCCUCGGAAGGCAGAUCUUUGGCACCAUGAGAAGAUUCAUGCAGGAAUAAAAUCUUACAAAUGCUUUGAGUGUGGAAAAUGUUUUACCGACAAUGUAUCUUUUCGGAAACAUUUGAAAACACACAGAGGGGAGAAAAACAAAAAGUGCCCUGAAUGUGGGAAAUGUUUUGCCUUGAAAUCACAACUGGUGCAACAUCAGAGACGUCACAUGGGAGAGAGACCCCAUGAAUGCCCAGAAUGUGAGAAACGAUUUGUGUAUUCUUCUGAACUUCAGAGACACCAGAAGAGUCACAAAGAGGAGAAACCGUAUAAAUGUGGGGAGUGUGGGAAAAGUUUUAUUACCCAAAAAGCAUUUCAGGUUCAUGAGAGAAUCCACACGGGGGAGAAACCAUUCAAAUGUGUGGAGUGUGGGAAAUGCUUUACCCAAAAACACCACCUUGCAACGCACCAGAGGCUCCACACAGGAGAGAAGCCAUACAAAUGCCCAGAGUACUGUGGGAAAGCAUUUGCUCAUUCAUCUUCCCUUAGAACUCACAGCCGAAUCCAUACAGGAGAGAAGCCCCAUAAAUGCUCAGAGUGCAAUAAAUAUUUUUCUCAAAAAAAUAAUCUUGUGAGACAUCAGCGAACCCACACUGGAGAAAAACCAUAUAACUCUCUGUAG
Messenger RNA from Protobothrops mucrosquamatus (brown spotted pit viper), 2844 nucleotides. Its product is annotated as zinc finger protein 850-like. The record is from RefSeq and is a predicted model, not a curated record. The transcript has 7 exons. Gene Ontology annotation, biological process: negative regulation of transcription by RNA polymerase II. The coding region runs from base 1 to 2844 and encodes 947 amino acids. Gene Ontology annotation, molecular function: DNA-binding transcription repressor activity, RNA polymerase II-specific. Lineage: Eukaryota; Metazoa; Chordata; Lepidosauria; Squamata; Viperidae.